AUGGAUCCAGUAAAAUCUGCCCUGAACCUGUUCCGGAGAUUGCCUCCAGAAGAUGUAGAGUCUACUUUCCGCUCUAUCACACUUCUGCGAGAAGAUCUAACCGAUGAGCUUUUACAGCACAUCGACUUUCCUCUGAAAGUCGGAUAUGAUAAUGAAGCAGAUAAGUCGUAUAUUUUAAGUGACUUCAACUGCAACGGUAAUUCUUACCGAUCGCCUUGGACAAAUAAGUAUUACCCCGCCUCGCCAGAUGGCUUUUUCCCCAGCAGUCGUAUUCGGUCAUUAGAGGAGACAGCCAACUUUCUUUUUGAAAAAUACACUGAAAUGUACUAUGAUGAAGCUGUAAGUUCUGUUUAUCUAUGGGAAAGUGACAGCCAUAUCUGCGGCUGUUUUUUCGUGAUGAAAGGAAGGAGAUAUAAUCCUCAACAGGAAGCAUGUGGUUCCUGGCAUUCUCUUCAUCUCAUUGAAAUCAUCCCAGACGCGUCACAGAAGAAAGCGGAGUAUCGUCUGACUACUUCCAUUCAGUUGUACUUAACCAUCGAGAAUAAGUCGAUUGGAGUGGCGAAGCAGAAUGGAACGCUGACUCGACAGGCCUCCUCUGUCAUGCCUUUUUCCACGGAUAGUGAUCACAUAUCGAAUAUUGGUCAGAUGAUCGAAGAGAUGGAAAACUUUGUGCGAAGCAAUUUGGAUAUUCUGUACCUGAGUAAGAAUCAAGAAACCAUCGAUUCUAUCCGAAUUCUCCAUCCUUCAGACUUACCCAAACGAAGCAUGCUUGCCGAACUCUCUGGAAAACUAAAGCCAAGAGUUGAAUGAAAUCCUGUAUG
This is a messenger RNA of Blastocystis hominis, 821 nucleotides long. RefSeq lists its product as hypothetical. The transcript has 4 exons. Gene Ontology annotation, biological process: barbed-end actin filament capping; cell morphogenesis. The coding region runs from base 1 to 810 and encodes 269 amino acids. The record is from RefSeq and is a predicted model, not a curated record. Gene Ontology annotation, cellular component: F-actin capping protein complex. NCBI's taxonomy places the organism in Eukaryota, Bigyra, Opalinata, Blastocystidae. Gene Ontology annotation, molecular function: actin filament binding.